AUGGUCAAGACACUCCCACUUGGCGACCAGCAGGUCGCUGUUCCAGGAUUCGGCGCUAUGGGCCUCAAUUCUGCUAUGGGGACAGACCUCAAUCUUGAACAGUCCGAGCCUGUUCUUUUGAAAGCUAUCGAGCUCGGUUGCACAUUCUGGGACACUGCGGUUGCCUACAAGAAUGGCGAAAACGAGAAGUUGCUUGGAGAUUUCAUAAAGAAGUACAAUGUCCGCGACAAGCUGUUCGUGGCAUCCAAGUGUGGAUUUGAUGUCUUCGGACCCGAGCGAAAAGUAACCAACUCGGAGAAGCACAUCAAAGAAUACAUCGAGGGGACAAUUGACAGGCUUGGAUUCACUCCUGAUCUCUACUAUCUCCACAGAAUUGAUCCUAGCACCCCCCUCGAGGAAUCCAUCGGCGCCCUGGACGAACUUCGCCGCACCGGAAAAACAAAGUACAUUGGCUUAUCUGAAUGCUCUGCUGCAACCUUGCGCAAGGCAAACGCCAUUGCGAAGAUUGACGCCGUUCAAGCCGAGUACUCUGCUUUUGAAACAUUGCACGAGACCAGUGGCCUGAUUGAGACGGCAAAGGAGUUAGGUGUGGCUUUUGUGGCAUUCAGCCCUCUGGGACACGGCUGGCUUGUGGAUGACUUCCAGUUCAAGUCUCCCGACGACUUCGCCCCUAAUGAUUUCCGACGCACUGUCCCGAAGUUCCAGGGAGAAAACUUCUAUAAGAACAAGGCUAUCGUGGACGAGAUCAAGAAGUUAGCAACCCGCAAGGGUUGUUCCGUUGCGCAGAUCGCCCUCGCCUGGGUUGCUGCGCAAGGGUUGAUCCCUAUCCCAGGAACGACCAAAGCAUCACGCUUAGAAGAGAACUGGGCAUCUCGUGAUAUCGAGUUGACGGACGAGGAGCUGAAGGACAUGCGAAAGAUCGUGGACGCUGCCAAGCCGGUCGGAGAGAGAUUCUCUGCCGUAGCCCAAUCGAUGGUCGGUCAUUAG
Aspergillus pseudoviridinutans is the source of this 987-nucleotide messenger RNA. RefSeq names its product putative aldo-keto reductase (AKR13). The record is from RefSeq and is a predicted model, not a curated record. The transcript has 6 exons. Gene Ontology annotation, cellular component: cytoplasm. Bases 1 to 987 code for a protein of 328 amino acids. NCBI's taxonomy places the organism in Eukaryota, Fungi, Ascomycota, Eurotiomycetes, Eurotiales, Aspergillaceae.